This is a messenger RNA of Spodoptera littoralis (African cotton leafworm), 1500 nucleotides long. Lineage: Eukaryota; Metazoa; Arthropoda; Insecta; Lepidoptera; Noctuidae. The record is from the annotation of a GenBank genome assembly.
AUGCCGGAAUCAUCAGUGGUCUUCGGUACAAAUGAAAAAUGGCGAAUAAAUCGCAAUAUCUUGGUGAUGGGGUUCGCGUUUAUGGUGCAUUUCACAGCUUUCCACGGCACUGCCAACCUUCAGAGCUCAGUGAACAGCGACGCAGGCGCAGGAACAUUUACCCUGGCAGCGAUAUAUUUCUCACUUAUCCUAUCUAAUAUACUACUACCGGCUGUUGUGAUCAAAUGGCUGGGCUGCAAGUGGGCUGUGGCCAUAUCUUUCAUAGCCUACAUGCCAUUUAUAGCCGCACAGUUCUACCCCCGGCUGUACACCCUGGUGCCAGCCGGUAUGAUGGUGGGGUUCGGUGGCGGACCGCUGUGGUGCGCCAAAUGCACGUAUCUGUCUGUGGUAGCGGAACCUUACGCCAAGCUGUCAGGGGUGUCAGCUGAAGUGCUAGUGGUGCGGUUCUUUGGACUCUUCUUUAUGUUCUACCAGAUGGCGCAGAUCUGGGGAAACCUGAUAUCAUCUGCUAUUCUAUCUUCUAACCUGGGCGAUGAGCCAGGACUAUGGAAUGCCACUUCAAGCCUAGCAGACUUGUUUAAUAAUGAAACUAGUUCGCCGACUGUAGACUUUGGGUCUACUUGCGGUGUCAACUUCUGCAGUGCCAGUGCAUCUCAUGGCAAUACAAAUCUGCAACCUCCUUCAGAACUGAAGAUCCAGGUGAUAGCGGGAGUAUACCUCGCUUGUAUGGCUGCUGCAGUCAUACUAGUGGCCUUUGGAGUCGAUUCACUUACCAGGUAUACUGGAGGUCGUAACACAGCGUGUCAGGGCAAGUCUGGAGUACGCCUUUUAGCAGUAACCCUUCGACAGCUGCGACACAAGUACCAACUGCUUCUACUACCAGUUAUUGGAUAUAUUGGUGCUGAACAAGCUUUCAUGGCCGCUGAUUUUACACAGGCGUUCAUCGGGUGCGCGUACGGUAUCAGUAACAUUGGGUACGUGAUGAUUUGCUUCGGAGUGUUCAACGCGUUGGCUGCACCCGUCGCUGGAGCACUCGUCAAGGUCACCGGCAGGUUCCCAGUUAUGGUCACUGCACUGUUACUAAAUCUAUGUCUGCUCACGUCUCUGCUGUACUGGCGUCCGGAGCCCGAGCAAUGGUUGGUGUUCUACGCGCUGGCCGCCAUCUGGGGAACUGCUGACGCUGUGUGGCUGGUCCAAGUUAAUGCAUUUUCGGGCAUCCUAUUCCCGGGCAACGAAGAAGCAGCUUACUCCAACUUCCGUCUUUGGGAGGCGACUGGCAGCGUACUGUCAUAUGCUACUGCACCGUACUUAUGUGUCAGGACAAGGUUAUAUUGUCUCUUAGGGUUCCUUCUAGUCGGUUUCUUAGGCUACAGCAUAAUAGAGCUGAUGGAGUACAAAGUGAAGAAGGCUCAUCAUCUCGAGAGGAACUUUGAACUUGUUGAGAAGAAACCUGAACAGGAAUCGCUAAGGAAACCUUCUGAAGCCGAAGGGGAUUACUGA